CGGGAAGUUUACACGAUGAAUGUAUCGCUCCAAAAGUUUUUAUUCGCUGAACUUAAAAUUUGGUCCCUUUAAGCUUCAGAUGGAAAGGAACCGGAGUAUAGCUUGGAUAAUUUCUAAUGGAAUCAUAUUCUCUGCUGGAAAAGCUCAAAGAGACCAUAAAAAGAGAUUUUCAAGGCAAGGUGUAAAUUGUGCAUGUUAAAAAAUAUUACUUUAUUUUUCUUGGGUGCAUAGAGAUAGUUAAAGACCUUAUUCUUUCUUAUGGCCCCAAAAAUUAAACUAGCAUAUUGAUCGAAAGGAUGGUAUUAAUCUAAAGCUGUCUGCCGUAAAGAAUUUUACUUGAGAAAAUCUAAAACACAACUGCAGCACUUUUCGAGUUUGUAAAGAAAUCGAGAAAGAGAUAUAUUAUGUCGAGUUUUUAUAGAAAUUGAGAAAGAGAUAAUAUAUCUCUUUCUCAACUUCUUUAAAAACUCGAUCGCCAGCUCAAAAAGAGCUGCAGUUGUGUUAAGAAUCUAGAUGGGAUCUAACCAUGAGUUCAUGGUAACUCUCCCUGCCUCAAUUAGUUGAACAAAUUUGUAAGAGUUUUCUACCGUGCCUUUUAGGUCCAUCUGUUCGGUUUUAAAAUAUUAGCAUGCACCCAGACUGGAGCUUUAAUAGAGUUUAACCAACAGUAGAGAGCAGAACAGGAGUUCUGCAUUUAUCAGGCCUUCACAGGGAAGUACAAGACACCUGUCAGAGGAGAAGUGAAAAGACAAAUUUCCCCUUCCCUUGCGCAUCUCUUGUCUCUUGCUUGCCUUGUGCUUGCCUGAAAAAUGCAAAAAGUGAUGCCCAAUCUAUGAGUUUAAGGCUGACCAUGUCCCUACAUAAGGGACAAGAAUGUUAAAGCUCUUGUCUUGACUCUUUGGCAAGAGCUUUACAUCAUUCUGACAUAAGCAUCAUUCAUUAUUUGUAUGCACUGAUAAAAUUUGGUUGUUUCACAUUUUCCAGAUCUCAGUGAGAGAUGUACAGAGUCUGAUAAAAGGGUUCAGUGCUUGGAGAAAGAAAAUACUCAGAUAAAGGAGCACCUCAAACAAUUUCAAGAUGAAAAUAAUCAGUAGGAAUGAGAUCUUAAACUUAAUUUUUAACAAAGUUGUAUGACCUCAGUUGUAAAAAUGUUUUUGGUUCAAAGCAGCAGAAUCUGAAAGUAUGUUAUGAGAUUAAUAGGAUUUCCGAUUUUGCAGCAAUUGAGGUGCAAGAUUUGCAGAAAUUUAAGAAUAGUAUCUGUAUGCUGGAGGGAAAAUUAUUACACUUUCUGUUUGACUCUCAGUAAGGAAAGGAACCAUAAAUUUUUGAACUUAACUGUUAUUACAAUUGUCAAAUAUUGUAUGAACAAAAUGUGCAAGUUUAUAUGUAUCUCCCAUAUGGUUUUCUUAGGAUAUCCAUAUUUUGGGUCAAAAUAUGUCAAUAAUUAGUUAGAUAAGAGUAUUGUUUAGAUGCUGAUUGUGUUUUCUUGUUAUUACUUUCAAACUAUUGCCUAAAGUCUUAAAGAAACCUUGGCAAAGGUUGAAAAAGAGCUGGCAUACAAGGAUGAAAAGCUAAAGAGGUGAGAGUAGAAGGAUGGGUUGAGAUGAUGGACUUCUAUCCAUUAACCCUUUUACUCCCAAGAUCUCAUUAGUGAUUCUCCUUACUGUCUGCCAUAUAGUUCUUGUGAUGUUAGUUUGGAGAGUUUGGUAUUGAAUCAACUAAUAAUCCCCUAAUUAAUAUUUUUCUUUAUUCUCAUCACAUAUCUGCAUGAUAUUGUAUUGAUAUUGUAAGGAGAAAUUCUGUCUUGGUCACUCAUGGGAGUUAAUUCUUCCUCCCCUUUCCCUACAUGUAUGCUUUUCUUUUUACAUCAGUUUUGUGAUAAUAAUAUUUCAGGAAAUAUGAUGAACUGCACAAGAAAGAACAAUGGUGGAACCAAUUUCGAGAUGAAACUCAGCGGAGGUUUAAAGGUUGGUUUUUACAUUCAUGAUGAUAUCAAAGUCUUAGACUUGGUCAGGAAAUUAAAUAUUUGGUAAAAACUUUUAUUUACCUCUUUUCCUUGAUUAUGAUUUUGCAUUUACAGAUACUGCAAUCUUCAAAUAGUUCUUCUCUUUUUCUGUAAAUCCCUAGAAAUAGAUUACAAUAUAAUUACCAAAUGAGUUAAUUAACUAAGUAUAAUGAAUUAGGCUGUGGUGUUAGUCUGUUUGUUUUCUUUGUUAGGGAAAUGGAAUGGUUGUUUGCGUACAACUUCUGUUUAAAUGUUUUUUCCUGUAUUUUGCUCUACAGCAAUGAAAUCAUAUGGAACGUUCCCUCAACACAUCCUUGAAAAAUAUGUAAAUAAGGAUAUUUUCCAGGAGUUGAUGUGAGUUGAAAAAUCUGUUACUUACUUUUGCAUUAAAGUAAACCCAGGUUGUAGUCCCUGUGUCAAUUUUUGGAGGACUAAAUUCUAGUUGGCUAAUAUAAAACUCAUGAAAUAAUUUUAGAGUAGAGGGGUGCUAACGAAGAAAUUGGCAAAGAGGGAUAAGGAAGACUUCAAGAUUGAUUACGUAACAUAUUUGCCAUCUUUUGUUUUAAUCCUUUUACUCCCAGAUCAAAUUUGUAAUUCUCCUUUCUGUCAACCCCACAUUCUUAUAUAAUGGUAGUUCAGAGAAUUUAGUAUUGGAUCAACUAUUUGUCCUCAAAAGGAUAUUUUUUUUUAUUCUCAUCUCGUAUCUGGUUGAUAUUGUAUGAAUAUUGUAAGGAGAAAUUCUGUCUUGGUCAUUCAUGGGAGUUUAAGGGUUAAUCCUCUACACCCUAACAUUAAUAUCCUUAUUAACGAUACUAUUAUCUAUAAACAUUUCCUAUGGGACCAAUAAGGAGAACAUGAGAGCUUCUUUGGUCAGCAAUACUAUCCUAAAUUCUCAUAAUUUAUCCUUAAUGCUUGUUUUGGGGUUGAUACUGUAAGCAGAAAUGAAUUUGAUGUAAGUUACUCUAAGGGAUGUAAGGGCUAUGAAACUUUUGUGAAUUUGUGUCCUCAGGAAUAAUAAUUCUGCUAGCUCUUCCUUAUACAAGAGGAAUGGCAAACUCUCCACCCUUAAAAGUAGGAAGAAGGUUAGAUACAACAAAGUGUCAGCCUCGCAGUCGACUGCUGCAGAGGAAGUGAAAACAAAUUCUCAAGACAAAGACGAAAUACACAUCAGUGAAACUGAAGAAAAGGAAAAACUGAUAACGGAUGAUGACGAGGUUUAUCCUGAUACCAAUGAAAGCACAAAACUUUACCAUAAUUCUCCACCUGAUCAAAGGCAAGGAGGUAAUAUUUCUGCUCAUCCCGAGGUUCUUGUUCAAGAAACUGAGGAUGUGUACACAGAAGAAGUUGGUGAUGGCUUCGGUUGCUUUAUAGGGGCACCUUCUGCAGCAAGUACUCCUCUUGCUGCCGCAAGUUCACUUCGUUUUGAUUAUGAUAAUGUUGACGAUGGUGAUGGUAAUGAUGAUGAUGAUGAUGAUGAUGAUGAUGAUGUGAGUGUCGGUAUUCUAGAUAAUCUAAAACAAUAUCCGAAGGAUGAAACUAUGGAUGUUUUAACUAAUGUUAAGUCGCAGCUAGCAAAUUUGCCUAAAUCAGAUUCACAAUUUCCAGUUGACUUGUCGUACACACAGCCAGAAUCUCCAACGAUUCCAAGCCGUACGCGUUCUCUGCAACAAGACAUGAACCUGACUGCUGAUUGCUCAGUGUCGCUUUUGCCUCAUGGACUCAAGGCCGAAGAGAAAUCUGAGAAACAAGAAUGCAAACCCAAUUUUGAUUCUAAAUUGGUUGAAGACAAUGUUAAAACAGAAAUCGAGAAUGAACAAAUGGAAAAACAACCUACACCAAUGAAAGCUGGAAGCACUUGCAAAAGCAAAUCAACCAAACAGACAACUUUGGACACAAACUUUUUCAGCACGAAAGGGGCUUUGAGCAAAAAUGAUUUUACCUCUGGGAAGAGAAAGAGGGACACUUCAGGGGAAUUUGAUGAUCAAAAGUCCCAUGGAAAAAAUGAAGAUUUUAGGGUUAGUUAAUUAUAUACUUUUACGUUCAGUGUUUCAGUUAAAGUCUUUUCCGUCAAAACUAAGACAAACUUUUCACUUUUGGCGAAUUCAUGAUUGUGUCAUAUAAUCUAGUUUGACGAUUUUACGCAUUAAGUAACGAAACAGCGCAAGGCCAUGGUGCAAUUAUUGAGAGUUUAUUGAAAACUGGUGAAGCGGAAUUAGCACGGAUUAGUAAGGAUAACUUUGACAGAUUCAUUAUUUUUUUGGAACCAUGUAUUUGUUAGGGGGAAAAAUUUAAGACUUUGUUCAAAGUACCUACGGCACCACCGCCAAAAACACCCGAAGUGAUUCUACUGGAGGAAUUUCCUUCACGCAGAGCUGAUAAGAAGUCUUUUACCACUCCCUUGGGCAGCAGUGGAGAUAUCACAGGGCUGUACACGAGUGGUAUGGACCUGUUUGGUAAUAUGGAUGAACACUGCUCAUCAGGUAAUCACUAGAAUUGAAGAACAUUGCUAUCUUGAGCGCUCUGCGAUUUGUUUAGAGCUCGCGCCGCUUUUGCAACCAAUCAGAUGCAAGACCGAACCAAUCGUGACUUGGUCGCACGAAUCGUUUCACCCGGGAUUGGACAUGAUCAUGUAAUUCUUCUUAGAUUCUUCACGGGCUUGUUGUUGCAUUUGCAUUACUUUCAACCUCUUCGUCGAUUGUGUCGAAUCUGAAAUUAAUUCCAAUGUGGAAGUAGCGGCUGAAUCUUAGGUUUUCUCAGUUUUCUUUAGUUAUUAUUUUUGCUGUAUGUGUAUCUUUUCAUUGUUAGAUGUGCAACAGGACAGUGAAAAAGAAGGUCUUUGCCUGGAGAACGACGGAAAAGAAAAUUUUACUGGCAAAAAUGAGGUACUGACUGAGCUAAUAUUUCGGCCAUACGCACUUUCACCAAUGUGUUAAAUAACAAGUUACCUUUUUUUCUUAUAAACAGAAAUAUAGAAGUAAGGCUUCGCAAGAAAACAGGCCGAAAGAUACGAAUGAGUGUUCAAAAAUGGGAGUCAGGUAUUUGGUAUUUGAAUUUAUCAAUUCCAUCUAGUAGCUGAGCUAACGAGACAUAUACAAGUGUUUUGAUAAGCUUUUUUCCAUGGGCAUUAGGCGGCUGUACCCGGGAGAGGUCCGUAAGUCGAAACCUAAACACGAGCUUGCUCGUACGCUAAACGGACGGCGGUGAGAGGUGUAAUGGGCAGCGGUAGACCGCUGUAAAUCAGCUCUUUAUGAAACUUACCCCAGCAUAUGAGAUAUGCCACGAUGCUGAUUCGUAUAGCUACCGGAACUUCCUCCCCUCGGAUGAGAUGCUAGUCUAUACUGGGUUACCCGUGGUCUCCGUGAGGGUUUGCAGUUAGCAUAGGUAACAACAUGAUUUCGAGUGCAAUUUGGUGUAAAUACGCACGAGUAAAUUUUUUCAAAGACGACAAAAUUGUACGAGACCGUAGGGCGAGUGCAAUUUGUGCAAAUUUUACAAGUGCUUAUCACACCAAAUUGCUCAAGAAUUCAUUUUAUCGGUUUUUAAUAAUGUACAUGAAAGAACAUCGCAGAAAGUCAAGACCGACGAAAUUUUGAAAGCGUGCGCGCGCUAUUUGUAAUUUGCACCCGUGUUACAACUUUGCAAUCGUGUUACAAAUUUGCACUCGUGUUACAUGAGAAUGCACUCGUUUUCAGCCAAUCAGAAGCGCCUAAAUUUUUCAUGCACACCAUUACGGAAUUUACAGGUAGGCGGGAAAAAGCCCUCUGAGUGUUAGCCUACGUGUAGCCGCACCCUUCCUCCCCAAAGGUGAAACAGAGGCGCCUACAUUUUACCUUUGGGGAAAGGGUGCGGCUACACGUAGGCCCUCUGAGGGUUAGUUGUAUACAAGUGACGAAAUGAUCCUCGAGGGUGAGCUGCAACUGAAGAAACUGCGGAAAAAGUAGCUUUAACCCUUUAUAUAGUAUAUAAAGGGUUAAAUAUUUCAUAUUCUCCAUACCCCUCUCUAUAUGUUUCUACUGAUACUGACAAGGAGAAUUGAUAUGAAGAUCAAAACCUCCAAGGCGGCGAUCAUUUCCUUUAUUCUCAUGAUCUUAAUGAAUGGUUGAGCAGUAUUACUGUAGGGAGAAAUUAGAUACCGGUCACUCUUAGGGUUUAGCCCUUUAACUCCCAUGAGUGACCAAGACAGAAUUUCUCCUCACUAUAUCAAGCAGGCAGGUGAUGAGAAUAGAGAAAACUAUCAAUUUGGGGAUAAUUAAUUGAUCCAAUACUAAAUUCUCUGAACUAACAUUACAUGAAUUGCAUGGUUGACAGUAAGGAGAAUUUCAAAUUUGAUCUGGUAGAUAAAGGGUUAAAGGGUCAAGAGGUUUAGGCCUCGACGAGAUUCGAGCCCAUGCCUUCUAGGUACUAGUUCAUUUGAGCAGCAAGGCCACAUUUUGAAAGUGAGGCAAAUUUUUGAGAAUUCUUUGUUCCCAUAAAGGAAUGUGCUCCUCUUGAAUUUGUCUUUCUUCCGACAUAUGGCUUUUUAGCUCAGUUAAAAAUAUUGUAUUAAACGCGUACACCAAUAUUAUUAUUGCUAACGCUGGUGAAUCAUUCCCUCCUAAAUUUGACUAGGAAUAAUGACGCUGAACCAAAUUAUAAAUACGUAGAAGUUGUCCGGAAGAAAGAUGAAAGAGCCAAGCUGAACGGCUAUAAAUGUCGUGACUGCCAAGAGGUAACAUGCCAGAUUACUUAGACAGAAAAAAAUAGUCCACUGAGUGAAAAAGUGAACUAAGACAUUCCAUGCUGGAAUUUGGCCCAAAAGGCACUAAGUACAGGAAAACUUAGGCACGAAGAAUACAGGAAUUUUAAAGGAUUUUGAAACGAACAAAACAUACUAAAGAAGCAAGGCAGAUCUUUUCAUCGGUUUUUUUUUUGUGGAAGUAAUUUCUUCCUUGUAUAGGGGGAAUAUGCAUCAUCAAGAACCUGUAGAUUACUAAAUAAGUUUAAAGUUAAUAGUGUUUCAAAUGGUAUUUAAUAUGACAGUGGAGAUCUUCCUAGGAAGACCUUAUUCCUGUUUUCUCGUCACCAUAUUCCUACCAAUAACGUAGCUCCACUUUCUGCAUAUAAACCCACACACAACCCACAAUUCCUCCAAUCGCUCUGACGAAGGGCUAACCCUCAAAAUGUCAGCUUUUUUACCCUUUACGGUGGCCAAUUUACGUUUUCAACUCAAUUGUUAACACUAAAUUACCUGCUAUACUCUCCCACCGACGCAGCACCACAGUUUCUUUAGAAACGUACCACCUUUAGACCUAAUCGCUGACGAGAGGUCAUGAAAGAAUGUCUGUUUUGGUUUAAGCCUUACAAAAGUUGGAACAUGUGACCUGUUUUUCUCUCAUUUUUGUUUAGUUUGAGAGCAAUAGAUAAAAAUCAAUUCAGCCGUUGGCGAAAUUUAUUCCCUUGUUUUUGUCCUUUUUUUAGGAUUUGUAUUGUAUUGGCUAAUAUGCUGUUCUUCACGAUGGGCGACUUUUUUUCAGUCUGUGCGUCAAAGUUUCGGUGUUUCGUGACGAGUCAGUUAGAGUUGAGAAAUGUCAAGCCGAUUGUUGACAGUGGUCUCUCGAGUUCUCUUUUACAUAUCUAGAUAAUUUCAUCUGUUUUGCAAAUGUGAUAAAUUAGGUUUUGCUAUUGUGAUUGCCAAUCGAAAUGCGCUCCAAGACAGAUAUCCCUUUUCUUUUCAGUACUACCAGGGCCUUGAUCUUCCCGAAGAUGAGCUGAAAAAACGUUUGAAGCACUGUUCUCGUCACCGAGCGAAGUUUUCACCACCCCCGUCCACUCCGCCAGGCUUUUGGAAUUUAAGCUUUCCGGAUACCCAAGAGUAUAUGGCUAAGGGCUAUUUAAAGACUGAGUCGGAAGCACCGGCUCCGAAGAGACUUCGGAAAACACGACGGAAUAGGAUCGCAAAGUGAAGUGUCUUUUCGAAGAUUAACGAUGAAUUGCGAAGUUGACAUGAAGAUGUCACGAUCGCUGAUUGCUCGGGUUAUCCGUGUGGUAACGAAGAAAACUGAUUGGUGGAAGAUGAUACGAGGC
Molecule: messenger RNA, 8068 nt
Organism: Pocillopora meandrina
Lineage: Eukaryota; Metazoa; Cnidaria; Anthozoa; Scleractinia; Pocilloporidae
Source: the annotation of a GenBank genome assembly